AUGGAGGGCAAGGAAGAGGAUGUCAAGUUGGGAGCCAACAAGUUUUCGGAGAGGCAGCCGAUUGGGACGUCGGCUCAGACCCAAGAUGAAGGCAAGGACUACAAGGAGCCGCCACCGGCUCCGCUGUUCGAGCCCGGUGAGCUGACGUCAUGGUCGUUUUACAGGGCUGGGAUCGCCGAGUUCAUCGCCACCUUCCUUUUCCUGUACAUCACCAUUUUGACGGUGAUGGGCGUCGUCAAGUCUCCGUCAAAGUGCUCGACGGUCGGGAUUCAAGGGAUCGCUUGGGCUUUCGGCGGUACCAUCUUCGCCCUAGUCUACAGCACCGCCGGUAUCUCAGGGGGUCACAUAAACCCGGCGGUGACGUUCGGGCUGUUUUUGGCCCGGAAGCUGUCGCUGACAAGGGCGGUUUUCUACAUCGUCAUGCAGACGCUUGGGGCGAUCGCCGGUGCGGCGGUGGUGAAGGGCUUCGAGAAGAGCCGCAACUUCGAGAUGCUUGGUGGCGGGGCCAACUCUGUAGCCCAUGGCUACACCAAGGGAUCAGGGCUUGGUGCUGAGAUCGUUGGCACCUUUGUUCUUGUCUACACAGUUUUCUCGGCCACUGAUGCCAAGCGCAGCGCCAGAGACUCCCAUGUUCCGAUUUUGGCACCUUUGCCUAUUGGGUUCGCUGUGUUCUUGGUGCACUUGGCUACCAUCCCCAUCACUGGAACUGGUAUCAACCCAGCUAGGAGUCUUGGUGCUGCCAUCAUCUACAACAAGAAGCAUGCAUGGGAUGACCAUUGGAUUUUCUGGGUUGGACCAUUCACUGGGGCAGCACUUGCAGCUUUGUACCACGUGGUUGUGAUCAGAGCCAUCCCCUUCAAGUCCAAGUCUUAA
Molecule: messenger RNA, 873 nt
Organism: Prunus armeniaca (apricot)
Lineage: Eukaryota; Viridiplantae; Streptophyta; Magnoliopsida; Rosales; Rosaceae
Source: the annotation of a GenBank genome assembly